This is a messenger RNA of Drosophila obscura, 354 nucleotides long. RefSeq lists its product as uncharacterized. The record is from RefSeq and is a predicted model, not a curated record. Lineage: Eukaryota; Metazoa; Arthropoda; Insecta; Diptera; Drosophilidae. Bases 58 to 240 code for a protein of 60 amino acids. The transcript has a single exon.
CAUCUGAGCGAUCAGUUGUAUUUUACGUAUUGAGACGAACAGUUCUACAGUUUGGAAAUGGAUUCAAAGACCUUCGUAUUGCUUCUGUUGGUUGCCUGCUUGUGUGUGGCCUGCUGUGUGGCAGCGCCGCAGGGAUGCAGCGGAGGACUAUCUUCCAGGAAUGGCGAUAUCACCAUUGAUCUGCACAAUUUGAAUGGGUUCUUGAACUGCGUGGAGAGGCAGCACCGCAGAAGUGGAUGACAUCUAUUUCAUAAUCGCAGUCCUGACUUAAUAUAAUUUGUGUGUGUUGUCCAGUACUUCAAUGUGAAACCUAUAAUUAAAUUCAUCACAAUAAAUGGAGUGUGCAAUAGAAAA